UAGUGCAAGCCGUCAACUGUCAUUCAAUCAGGUGUAUUCGUCUUGUUUACAAAUCAAGUUCAAUAGUGCCAUGGAGCCGACAAAAAUAUCAGCGGAGAAGCAUCAAGAGCGUCUGGAACGCCUGCGAAAUCUCCACAAACUACGCAACGAAGCUCGUACGCAAAAUCAUCAAGAAGUCAUAGCAGAGGAUGCUCGGAAGAAAUUGCCAAACAACUGGGAGUCCCGAAAGCGACAAGCAGACUGGAUCCUGGCAGACGAGAAAGCCCGCAAAGAAGCUGAAGCCGAGGGCAAGGACUACGAUCGACUCAAGCUCCUGGAAAUAUCGGCAGUCGAUGCAGAACGCAUAGAGAAAAAGAAAAAGAAGAAAAAUCCCGACCUGGGCUUCUCAUCAUAUGAAUCGCAGACUGCCCGCCAGUACAAUCGCCUCGUGAAGAACAUGCCUGCCCGGGAUAUGGUGAAAUAUGAGAAGCAGAAGAACGAACUUGGGGAAGCUUUCUACGGAGGACCUAAUACCAUCUUGCAAGGACUGCACAAGGAUACUCCUAACGCAAUCAACAAUAUGGUGAAGGAUUUGGAGACGCAAAUCGAGAAAAGGAAAAAAUACUCGAGGAGGCGGACUUACAACGACGAUGCAGAUGUGGAUUUCAUCAACGAAAGGAACUCGAAGUUCAACAAGAAGUUGGAGCGCUACUAUGGCGAGCAUACCGCGGAAAUCAAGCAGAACUUGGAACGGGGUACAGCCAUCUAGGGAGCCAUUUGGAGUCGAAUGCUAAACUCAAUAUUUUGUUUAUGUUUCUUAGAUUUAAGAAGUGGAAUUUUGUUUACAAAUAAAAUGAAUUAUUUAACGGAA
Hermetia illucens (black soldier fly) is the source of this 850-nucleotide messenger RNA. Its product is annotated as pre-mRNA-splicing factor Syf2. The transcript has a single exon. Bases 71 to 748 code for a protein of 225 amino acids. The record is from RefSeq and is a predicted model, not a curated record. Gene Ontology annotation, cellular component: catalytic step 2 spliceosome; Prp19 complex; post-mRNA release spliceosomal complex. NCBI's taxonomy places the organism in Eukaryota, Metazoa, Arthropoda, Insecta, Diptera, Stratiomyidae.